ACUUUCAGAACCAUUUGUCAGUGGUCAGUUACCUGCUUCGCUUUGCUACUAAGCUAGUUUCCUUUUUCGCUACGUUCCUUCCCAACCCUCAGUCUUUUGUUGGUUACAAGGAAGGAAGGGUGUGGACUCGCUGGUCUAUUCUCUUUUUCGUCGGCUUUUCAUCGUUUUCCGUCUGGUCCGGGCAUGCGUCCUGUAGAGCAUUGGCGUCAGUGUUGUGGACAACGUUCAAUCAACUGACCUGCAAGCCACUGGACAGUCACACUGGAGAAGCCCGCUCAGGUUUCCUGCCACCAGCUGAUCGCAAGCCUUCAGGGCUCGCCAGUGUGAGGCCAAUGGAGACCUAUGGCGGGAUGAGGGAGUACGUGCCGGGUGCUCGUCGCCAUGGCCAAGGACAUUGGGGCGCCGCUAAGUGGGUGGAUAUUUACCUCCUCUCCUUCAUGCACACCAUCAUUCUCCCUGGGCUGCUCUUCCUCUUCUUCGUCUUCAUCCUCAAUCCAAUUUACCUCCGCGCCAACCAGAUCUUCUUUCGCCACAAUGAGAUCGAAACCUCACCUUUACCACGCCUCUCCAUGGUACAAAUCUUGCCCAUCGCAGCACUUGUGGUCUCCCCUCCUUCUGUCCGCCUCGCAGCAGUCCUUGCGGCCACGGCAUGCUCUGUGGUGCUGAGUCGAGGAGCUGCUGAUUCGGCAGACUUCACAGCAGUGCUGAGGGAAGGAGGCGGUGAGACAAACGAGAAAAUCUGAAUAAGAUGUGCACAUUACUUAUUCACGUUGUGGUACAUUACUUAUCCACGUUGUGGUACAUUACUUAUCCACGUUGUGGUACAUUACUUAUCCACGUUGUGGUACAUUACUAUUGUAAGCAAAGCUGCCAUUUGCAUUACCAUUAUAUUACUUGUCAAUACAUUAUAAAACAAUACAAUUCAGAUACUCAAAACACUUGCAAGUUUUAAUUUCUCAUGUGGAGGAAAUUAAUAAAGAACCUGUGAACAGAAAUGCAAAGACUUUUGAUUAGGUCAGUAAAGAAUGUAAUCACAUAUAGUCUGCAGAAUAUAAAUCUGCCAACAUUACUUGAGUUAUGCAUAUGUAUUCUUUGUAUAAUAAAUGCUUGAUUGUU
Scylla paramamosain (green mud crab) is the source of this 1116-nucleotide messenger RNA. RefSeq lists its product as uncharacterized. The transcript is spliced from 4 exons. NCBI's taxonomy places the organism in Eukaryota, Metazoa, Arthropoda, Malacostraca, Decapoda, Portunidae. Bases 333 to 743 code for a protein of 136 amino acids. The record is from RefSeq and is a predicted model, not a curated record.